CAAAGAGUUUUCGAGGGCGGGAGGAGCUAAGCGCGGCUAGCGUGAAGAGCUGGAGAGAGAGAAGCGAAGGAGGUGGUCUUUGCUGCUGAGCCAACCUAGCCUGCCUUGUGUGUGGGAGGGAGAGAGAAGGAGGGACAAAAGCGAAGGGGUGAGUUAUUUGUCGGAGACCCGGAGGAAAGCGAGAGAUAAGCGGAGCCUUUUGCAAGCUGGUGCCCUCAAGACCUGGCUGCAGACCGCCCCAUCUCCAGCCAGCUGGAGUCUGCCCAUUGGUGACUGGGAACCAGAAAGCUAAAGGAAAGCAAGGGCAUUCCGAAAUGCCUAAUUCCCUCCCCGUAUCCCGUGCCAAGCCCUCGCUUCCAGGCGAUCUCCGUGCUUAGCGGGCACCUCAUGCGCUUGAUUCAACAGACAGAGGGAUCCCGGAGCAUAAGACAUCUGAACAUUUUCAAGAGUAGAAAGUUAUCCUACAGAAGUAAACAUGCCUUCUGAAAUGGGAAAAACAGACAUGGAGAGGCUUGGCCUCUUCAGUGAAAUGGAAUAUAUUAGUAUUGGCGAUAAAUAUGUCUCUCCAUUUAACCGCCCUUUUAAUGAAGCUGCAAGCAAGAAUAAACAAAUGUUAUCAGCUGGUAACAAAGAGAGAGGAGCCACCCAAGCAGGAUAUUUUGAUCUUCAGUUUUCAAGAAUUUUUGAAGGUGAAAGUUAUUCAAAUCCCGUUCAGUUAAGGAGAAGAUACCGAUUGGCUGAGUCAAAGAAAAACCUGGGAAGCAGACCCUUUCUUCCCACUAAUGGAGAUAAAUUUUCAUGUGGUAUAGGAACAUACUAUGGAACAAUUGGUGGCCCAUGUUCCUACUUCAGUGCUCAGUUAAAAGAUAAAAUUCCGUAUGUACCACCGGGGAAAAACCUGUAUACCAAUCCAGGGAAGAAAGGAACUGGCUAUGGGUAUCCAAAUCUCACCAUAGGUAAACCAUACAUGCAUUCAGUUGAAUUAUAUGACAUAGGAAGAAUAAAUUUUAAGAAAACAUCUGAAGAACAUCGCCAGCAAAUGAAAGGUGGACCGUUCAAGCUAAAUCUUUAUCCCCGAGAAUAUUUUGAUAUGAACCCUUACCAUGAUGACAAGCCGUUGUCUCCACCAAAACAACUACCCCCAAAAGUACUAGUUCAGCAACCUUUUAAACCAAGUUCUCCAGCUAAAAAGCUAGGAGGUAUGAAAGCAGGCACAUUUGAUCCAUUUCCAACCUAUUCCGCAGAGCCAUAUGGCAUUAGGUUGCCCAGGUCUGCCACAACUAAUAAACAAGGAAAUGUAUUUCACCCUAAUCCUGGUACUAAGAGCAGACCAGUAAGAAGUAUUAUGACCUUAAACAUUGAAAAAUCAUUAAAUGCAACUAAUUACAUGAAUCCCUGUGUGAUGUCAUACUAGCUGCACAAAAGCAAGGUGAAUGAAUGAACCUUCUGGACUGCAGACAGUAACAGCUCAAGUAAAUAAAAGUUUUGUGGCUGAGGGAAAUGCAUCAGAUAUAGCUAUCUGCCUUGAGGGUUUUAUAAAUAUAAGAACUAAUUGAUAAUAUAGUUAGUGAUGAUAUGUAUAAAAUGUAAACCAGAUUUGAUAUAAAUGUUAUUUAAGUUGUAUAUAUCAGAUAGUAUAAGUAAACAUUUUUUUGGUGUGAGUUUUUUUCUGCCUUGAAAAGAACAAAUACUAUUAUUCAUAGUUGUCCUGUGUCUUUUUUUUUUAUCUGAACAUAGUCAUUAAAUAAUAGGUCUAUAAAAAAGAACUUUCCUGAAUUCUAAAAGCUCUAGAAUGGGAACAAUAAGAAGCAGGGCAACUAUACACUGGGGAAAAAAAAUCAAAUAUUCUUCAAGUAUUUAAAAUGAAAGCUGAAAAUUCAGCUUCAUAAAAUCACUGAAGAACCAGACUUGCUAGCCUCCUUCCACCUGACUUACUGCUCUUAAAACUGUGCUGGGUGAAAAGUCCAAGUUCGCCUUUUGCUGCCCUCCCAAUAGUGUGCUAUGAAAGUCAUCCAGUGAGCUAUUGAAUCCCACAGUUCUUGGUGCAAAUGAAAAUGAACGAAAGUAUCAGUGACUAUUAGUUAUCACGUCUUACCUCCAGGAUAAGAGUUAUCUGUGUCCAAAUACCAGUUCUGGGAAGCAUCACAGGAGAGUGCUGUUCCCUUUCUUUCAUACUAAUGAGCAUUUCUGUUGGCUUCUGAUUGGUUGCUGUAGGACAGGGUUUCUCAACCAUGACAACUUUAAGAGGU
This is a messenger RNA of Candoia aspera, 2249 nucleotides long. It is a transcript of the gene CFAP96, whose product is annotated as cilia and flagella associated protein 96. Lineage: Eukaryota; Metazoa; Chordata; Lepidosauria; Squamata; Candoiidae. The transcript is spliced from 8 exons. Bases 476 to 1414 code for a protein of 312 amino acids. The record is from RefSeq and is a predicted model, not a curated record. Gene Ontology annotation, cellular component: centrosome.